This is a messenger RNA of Arvicanthis niloticus (Nile rat), 538 nucleotides long. The record is from RefSeq and is a predicted model, not a curated record. NCBI's taxonomy places the organism in Eukaryota, Metazoa, Chordata, Mammalia, Rodentia, Muridae.
AUGGGAUACACAGAGACCAGAGCCUGGAAAAACCACAUUCACGGAACUCCCUUGGCUUCACUGACUUCAGAUGAACACGGUACUUCAGACAUGCUGCAAAUGAACGCGGCAGAUGUACCCGAGCAGAGUUUCACCAUCCCGCCCAAAGACGACAAGAAGAAAGAUGCCGGAAAAUCGGCCAAAAAGGACAAAGACCCAGUAAAUAAAUCUGGUGGCAAGGCCAAAAAGAAGUGGUCCAAAGGCAAAGUUCAGGACAAGCUGAACAAUCCCGUCCUGUUUGACAAAGCUACAUAUGACAAACUCUGUAAGGAAGUUCCCAACUAUAAGCUUAUUACUCCAGCUGUGGUCUCUGAGAGACUGAAGACUCGAGGUUCCUUGGCCAGGGCAGCCCUUCAGGAGCGGCUUAGUAAAGGACUUAUCAAGCUGGUUUCAAAGCACAGAGCUCAAGUAAUUUAUACCAGAAACACAAAGGGUGGAGACGCCCCAGCUGCUGGUGAAGAUGCAUGAACAGGUUCAGUCAGCUGUACAUUUGGGAAAA